AUCCCCAAUGACAAGUCAUCAUUGCCAUGAUGUAAGACGACCCAUCAUUCACCUGGAAGAAUACUCACCAUCGACCAAGUAAGUGUCUCAUCAACUUUUCUUGAUGAUUCGACUCAACAACAGUCAAUACUUCCAUUUCCUGCAGUGGGCCAACGCUUUACGGCGCUCAGGUUCAAUGUGUGAUGCCCUCAUCUUGGUGAAGAACCAGACAUUUCGGGCUCAUCGGCUGGUGCUGGCCUGUGCUAGCAGACGACUCGAACAGAAGCUCGCCCAAGCGGACACAGACCGAGAGGUCCACUGUCAACUGGAGGAUCUCUCACCAAAAACCUUCCAGCAGGUCUUGGACUUUGCCUACACACAGAGUCUGGAGGUGUCGGAAGAUGACCUGCAACAGCUUCUCCUGGCUGCUCAAUUUCUGGAAAUGCACCCGCUGGAGGAGCAGUGCCAGCGCCACUUGGACACACUCAGAACAGGGCAGGUGGAUCAAAGACACAAAGGAACCAGUGAGAGCGAUGAGGAAGAGGAGCUCAAGAAAAAGAGCGAUGCGGAGGAGAACCUCCAAGAGGCUCCUUUCACCAAAACCAAUAUCACGGAAAAGACAACCGCGGAAGAAUCAAGAAAAAAGUCCAAAUUGACGAUAUACAGUCGAGGCAGCGUCAUCACCAGCUCAGUCUCCAACUCGUCCUCCUCUCCUUGGACCAUCCCAAACCACAUGUGGAGCUGCGCAAGCAGCCUGAGACGUCGAGCCGAGAACGACUCCACCUCGCAAGCAGCUCAGCCCUGUCAGCCCCCUGCAGCACAUGCCAUCACUUUCCCCACACCGCACAUCUUCCCUCUUCAAGGACCCCAUUUCCAGUCCCCGAGUAACCGCUCUGUGGUAACAGGCUUGCAUCCAUUUUAUGGACAACGGCUUUACUUUGCCACCACUGAGACGGGAGGUAACAUCAAACCGGACUUGCAGGUGACAAGAAUAAAGGCAAGAAAGAAGGCAGACAAAACCAGUGAGAUCGGUUGCCCAGGAGCGCACGAAGCCAACAUAGUAAAAGAAUGCAACCACUGCAGGUCACAACCGCGUCGUGAUCCUGCCUCCUCGCCGUCAGGUGAAGCCUGCGCAUGUUGUCGCCUCUUUGUGACAGAAAAUGAAUGCCGACUGAAUGGGCAAGACUUGAGAGGAGAGAGACCCUACCAGUGCCGACACUGUCCUAAGAAGUUUAGUCUCAAGCAUCAAUUGGACACGCAUCACCGUAUUCACACAGGUGAGAAACCCUUUGAGUGUCGUCUGUGUGGUCAGCGUUCCCGGGACUUCUCAGCCAUAAUCAAGCACCUGCGGACUCACGGUGGGGCAUCCCCUUACCGGUGCACCCUGUGCUUAGAGUUCUGCAGCAGUCUGGUGGCCAUGCAGAGGCACGUCAAGAGCCACCCGCUGCACGAAUUCCCCCCAGACUGGAACAUCAGUUGCACAUACCUGUACACGUCACAUAUCAGUCAACACUGACUGACAGCUUUUAACAGGAAACAUCUGUAUAGCGUAAUAAUGCACUUGGUGUCUUCUUACAUCACCUGCCAGUUUGGAGGACUUGAUCUAUGUUGACCUGGUCCAUCUGUUCGGUUUUAGAAUCAAAUAUGACCUUUGAAUUUAAAACGUUAAGGUUCAUCCCCGAGUUAUCUUCAAUUGUGAACAUUGACUGCCCAUUUGUGAAAAUGUGGCUUUUUUUUUAAUUUACACUAUUGCAUUUGAUUAUUAAAAUGGAUGGUUGAAAAACAGUGUGACAUUUCACUUGCAUAACACAGGAUUGGACAAAAGAUUUCAAGCGCAUAGGGAUGUGACAUUUCACUCAAGCCCUGCUUUGAUUCAAAUUCCAUUUCCCGACUUCAAUUCGAUUGUAAGUACAACAUCUUUUUUUUUUUUACAUCAAUGCAUAUUUUAGGCAGUUUAAAUUGGUUUUAUCGAUUUUCGAUGAAUUGUUACAUCCCUAUCUACAAGGGCAGCAUUCUUCAUUCAAGUAUCACUUUUUAACAACCGUUCCCAUGUUAGGCAGCUAACCAUUUUUAGCAUUUAGCUCCAUAGCUAGCAAUAACGGAUCAAAUCAAACAAGAGAAACUAUGCCGAAAGUAUAUGUGAUGAUUUUUUUUUUUUUUUAACUUUCUUACCUGAUAAGUUUUUUUCUUGGGGGCUCCAGAGCAAGCAGUUUUCAACUCGGAAGAGGCAUGAGGCUUCACCAGAGUUGAAUUUGCAAGUGGGCAUGGACUGUAUUGAUGACAUCACCACAGCUGGAUUCUGAGUGGUCAAACUGAGAGCGUUCCAACCAUCCCUUCGUUACUAAACAUCCCGGUCUCCCCCUACAUAGCAUGAGUGUGUGACUUUUGCCACCUGUAUUUGCCGUAAUAGAAAGCACACACAAUCCUGAGAUCCAAUAAAAGCUCAGUGAUUAAAAAAAAAAAGACCCCAGGUAUAGACAAAUAAAUGCAACAUAUUUGUUGAAACGUCUUAACAUCUUUAUUUAAACAAAUAAUAUAAAUAAAAAAGUGCAUAGAAAAAUUAAACAGGUUUAGAAAUACAUGUACAAAUAUUUACAAACUCAGGGUUGAUUUGUACAUGGUAACAAAGACAUCAAUUUAAAGAUCACAAUUUUCCUCAUUUUUGUCUUUAACACUUACUUUAAAAUAACCCUACUAUAUAUAUAUUUAUAUAUAUUUGUGUGUGUGUAUGCGUGCGUGUGUGUAUAUUUAUGUAUAACAUAUAG
Hippocampus comes (tiger tail seahorse) is the source of this 2744-nucleotide messenger RNA. RefSeq names its product zinc finger and BTB domain containing 32 (gene zbtb32). Gene Ontology annotation, biological process: regulation of transcription by RNA polymerase II. The transcript has 5 exons. Bases 104 to 1495 code for a protein of 463 amino acids. The record is from RefSeq and is a predicted model, not a curated record. Lineage: Eukaryota; Metazoa; Chordata; Actinopteri; Syngnathiformes; Syngnathidae. Gene Ontology annotation, molecular function: DNA-binding transcription factor activity, RNA polymerase II-specific; protein binding; RNA polymerase II cis-regulatory region sequence-specific DNA binding.